AUGGCUAUAGACGAGGCAGAUCGUGAGAUCAUAGAAGCCGAGCGCAAUGCUUCCCCCCAGCGGUUCCCCCGACGCAGCGAUGAGAUCGAGCGUGUGUUAACGACAUCGUCUGUCUCAACUUCCGCCUCCUCGCACGCCAAUGUCGCCAUGCGCCGCAACAACAUGAGCCGAGUCUCAACGCAGAAUGACCUCGAGCGCCAUCCAACAGCGCUGAGUCGCAUCCAGACUGGCCGCAGCCAGCACCAUUCGACCGUCGGUGCCGGUCUGCACAGCCGAACCAGCACGCGCGCCUCCAGGAAGCCCUUGCCCAACUUCGGCGCAGGCAAGCCCUUUCCUCCUCCGUUGCCAGAGCAGGAGGAGUACGUUGUCGAGUUUGACGGACCUGAUGACCCCCUCCACGCACAGAACUGGCCCCUGAGGAAGAAGGUCUUGACGGCGGCCAUGCUAGGAUACACCACCAUGACCUCGGCAUUUACAUCCUCCAUCUUCUCUAGCGCCACCGCAGCUGUCGCGGUCCAGUACGGUGUCAGUUCCGAGGUUGGUCUGCUCGGAACCUCUUUCUACGUGCUGGGUUUCGCGACCGGUCCAACCCUCUGGGCGCCGCUGUCCGAGUUGAAGGGACGACGACUGCCCCUCGUUCUGGCCAUGUUCGGUUUCACCAUCUUCUCGAUCGCAUGCGGUACCGCCAAGGAUAUUCAAACGAUUCUGAUUUGCCGAUUCUUCAGUGGUUUCUUUGGCGCCUGCCCACUUGCUGUUGUCGCCGCCGUGUUCUCCGAUAUGUUUAACAAUCAGACGCGAGGAAUAGCAAUCACUCUGUUCUCCAUGGCCGUUUUCACCGGUCCUCUGCUUGCCCCCUUUAUUGGAGGGUUUAUCGUCGAAUCUCACCUUGGCUGGCGAUGGACCGAAUAUCUGCCCUCCAUUAUGGGUGCUGUCGCGUUCCUUCUCGACUUCUUCUUCCUCGAGGAGACGUAUCCUCCCGUCAUUCUUGUCUCCAAGGCUGCUGACCUCCGUCGUCGCACCAAGAACUGGGGCAUCCACGCCAAGCAGGAGGAAAUCGAAAUCGACUUCAAGGAGCUGGUCCAGAAGAACUUUUCGCGUCCUCUCCGUCUUCUCUUCACCGAGCCUAUUAUCCUCCUCCUGUCCAUCUACAUGAGUUUCAUCUAUGGCCUUCUCUAUCUCUUCCUUACCGCCUACCCUCUUGUCUUCAUGGGUGUGCAUGGUUUCAGCUCGGGACAGUCCGGUCUGACCUUUUUCGGCAUGAUUCUCGGCCAGCUGAUUGCAGGCGCAUUCGUCCUUGCCCAGCAGCCCUGGUACACGCGCAAGCUGAACGCGAACAACGGUAUUCCUGUGCCUGAGUGGCGUCUCCCCAGUGUCAUGGCAGGUGGAGUGUCCUUUGCCAUUGGCAUUUUCUGGUUCGGAUGGACCGGUUACAAGAAAGAUAUCCACUGGAUUGCUCCCGCUCUCAGUGGUCUCUGCACAGGCUUCGGUCUCAUGUCCAUCUUCCUUCAGGCACUCAACUACCUUGUCGACGCAUACCUCAUGUUCGCCGCCUCCGCCAUCGCCGGAAACACCUUUUUGCGAUCUCUGUGCGGAGCUGUCUUCCCAUUGUUUGCCCGUCAGAUGUUCGAUGGCAUGGGUAUCCAGUUUGCCGCCACGCUCCUGGGUUGCGUAGCAGUCGUUCUCGCCCCCAUUCCUUUCAUCUUCUACAAGUAUGGUGCCGCCAUCCGAAAGAAGAGCAAGAUCGCGCCCACCGACUUUUUCGUCCCUCCCGCCCCCGCUGCUGAAGAGGAGGAAGACAGCACACCGGAGAAGGAGGGUGCGCACCAUGCCGCGGCAGCUUGCGCCCCCCGAAAGGAGAACGGGUCGACGACCAAGGAGACAGCAUAG
Molecule: messenger RNA, 1887 nt
Organism: Clonostachys rhizophaga
Lineage: Eukaryota; Fungi; Ascomycota; Sordariomycetes; Hypocreales; Bionectriaceae
Source: the annotation of a GenBank genome assembly